Macroventuria anomochaeta is the source of this 1215-nucleotide messenger RNA. Its product is annotated as metal-dependent amidase/aminoacylase/carboxypeptidase. The record is from RefSeq and is a predicted model, not a curated record. Bases 1 to 1215 code for a protein of 404 amino acids. The transcript is spliced from 3 exons. Lineage: Eukaryota; Fungi; Ascomycota; Dothideomycetes; Pleosporales; Didymellaceae. Gene Ontology annotation, molecular function: dipeptidase activity.
AUGCUGGAGGAAGCACGUUCGAUCGUAACAUCGACCAUUGAUGGCGCUGAUUCCGAGCUUCACAAGAUCAACAAAGCUCUCCACGAGAACCCAGAGUUAGGUUACGAAGAGCAUUUUGCGCAUCAGACAAUUACCUCCUACCUCUCUUCACUCGGAUUUAACGUCAAAAAACAUGCUUAUGGUUUCGACACCAGCUUUGAAGCGGAGUACGGGUCCGGCGGCCGUCUUGUCAUCAUCUGCGCAGAGUACGAUGCUCUUCCAGGCAUUGGUCACUCAUGCGGUCAUAACUUGAUCGCGACUUCCUCGAUCGCAACAUUUACCGCGGCGGUCGAGGCGAUGAAGAAACACAACAUCGAAGGGAGAUUACGGAUCCUUGGUACUCCUGCUGAAGAGGGUGGAGGCGGCAAAGCUAAGCUUAUCGAAGCUGGCGCGUUCCCCAAAGACACUGCUGCAGCCAUCAUGGCUCAUCCAAUGUCCGCACAUCAGAUCUUUUACAAGCCUGGCUACUACCAAGGUCUUGCUGGUCUCAAGCUGAUUGCGAGUCACAAGUUCAAGACUGAGUUCAGAGGCAAACCAGCACAUGCAGCAGGUGAGCCUUGGAACGGAGUCAACGCUCUAGAUGCAGCAGUCUCAGCAUACGCCAACGUGGGUCUCCUGAGGCAGCAGAUGGAGCCGGAUGAACGCGUUCACGGAGUAAUCGAGGCCGGAGGAACCGUACCAAACGUCAUCACCGACUACACACGGAUGAACUGGAAUGUCCGCAGCCCUACCAUAGAGCGAGCGGCUAAGCUCCUUGCUCGCGUAAAGAACUGUAUUGAAGCAGCAGCCUUGGCUUCAGGAUGUAAGCUGGAAUAUAUCAGCUCACCCACAUACCUCAACCUACGCGCCAACAAGACCUUAUGCGAGCUGUACGCUCAAGAGAUGGACACGCUCGGUACUAAAAUUCAGAUCAAUCAGGAGAAGAUGAUGAAUGCUUCGACAGAUAUGGGCAAUGUUUCACAUAUCAUCCCCAGCUUUCACGGCGCGUUCGUGAUCCCGGCUGAGAAGGAUGUGUCAGCCCACCAUCCAGCAUUCGCAGCGUGUGCAGGUACAGAUGAGGGUCACAAGGCGGCCUUGAAUUGCGCGAAAGGUAUGGCAAUGCUGGCAUUAAGGGUUCUGGUGGAUGAGAACGUUGCGAAGAGGACGAAAGAAGACUUUGAACAAGACGACGAGUAG